AUGUCUCUCCUCCCCGACGCCCCGGGUUCAACCAUCAUUCAGCAUGCACUGAACUCCUUUUACUAUGCGACAAUUAUCUAUUUCCGCCGAACACUACGCCGCUUACCGUUGUACGAAGUCCAAGAACUCGUCGAGAAAGCAGUUCAAGAAUUAGAAGCAGUGGACACACUCAAGAAUGACAAAGGAGGUUGCGCCUACAACUGGGCCAGUUUCGUCGUUGCAGCCGAGUGCCAGCGACCAGAUUUACAGAGUCGCAUGCUUACCUGGUUCGAUCGCAAGAGCCAGAACGGUAUUCAAAAUGUGGUCAUACUCUGUGAGAUUGUCAAAGCGCUUUGGCAAAGACGCGAGCAAGCCAAAGGCCGGGAUGUACAAUGGCAGGAAAUUGCCAAGGAAGCGGACUUUGAUAUUAUGCUUGUAUAA
Molecule: messenger RNA, 420 nt
Organism: Penicillium maclennaniae
Lineage: Eukaryota; Fungi; Ascomycota; Eurotiomycetes; Eurotiales; Aspergillaceae
Exons: 1
Coding region: 1-420 (139 amino acids)
Source: RefSeq, a predicted model, not a curated record